AUGGGAAUAUUACAACUAAUAACGAUAAUUAAACAAAGUCGUCUUAAUGCACCGCAACUUCAAUCUUUUACUACCCAAGUAUCCCGCCCGACACUAUCUCAAUCGCCGUUACCUGGUCCAUCUAGAAUUUACUAUGAACCUCAAGGAAUACAAAAACAAGCAGAAGGAAAUAUGAUAUCACCAAGUACACGUCAAUAUUAUGAGCAAUUCUAUUCCGAAAAUCCGUCUUCGAACGACUCUCAAUCAUCCUACGCAGGCUCCGACUUCUCUGAGAUUGAUUUUGCCAACUGA
Parnassius apollo (apollo) is the source of this 291-nucleotide messenger RNA. NCBI's taxonomy places the organism in Eukaryota, Metazoa, Arthropoda, Insecta, Lepidoptera, Papilionidae. The record is from the annotation of a GenBank genome assembly.